This is a messenger RNA of Coccinella septempunctata (seven-spotted ladybird), 7085 nucleotides long. RefSeq names its product BAI1-associated protein 3. The record is from RefSeq and is a predicted model, not a curated record. Bases 272 to 4042 code for a protein of 1256 amino acids. NCBI's taxonomy places the organism in Eukaryota, Metazoa, Arthropoda, Insecta, Coleoptera, Coccinellidae. The transcript has 19 exons.
UCACGACGGGGGUUGUCCCGGAAAAUCGGAAAACUGUUGAUUCCACUCACGAGAUAUUUGUUUAUCCCCACACGGAAUCCGUAAGUUGUGAGUGUCGGACCUGUCCCUGUCAGCAGCGGCGAAAUUUCGAGUAGAUUUUCGAUUUGUAUAACUUUUGGGCGCAUCUUCGGUCUACCAGUUCGAAGCACCGAUGAGUUUUCGACAAUUUUUAGAUUGAGAAUCAACAGAUCACCCCGUAAAUCAACCGACGGAUCAGAAAUCAAGACUGACAAUGAGUUUCCUCAAUUCUCUCUCGGAAAUAGUUAGUAAUAGUGUAGCAGGACUAUCUCUGAGUCCAAAAAGAUUUUCCCUGAGCCGAGCGGACACGUCGGAGAGCGGCUCUGCGGGGCUCACUCCGGGAUCUCGCAGCAACUCCGGCGACAGCAACACUCCGGGGUUUCCGAAGGUCCUGCCGACACCGGGAGCCAGUGCAUUAGUUCAGCGUCGUAAAAGCACCCUGGAAUGUCUCGUGCCUGCGCCCCCCGUACGACGACCCGGUUCGUUCAGACAGAGAUCCCCGAAGACCACCCCCGUGGAGAGGAGGCCGUCCACCUUUUGCACGAGGAGGUUGAGCUGGCCGGAGAUAGACCACCAGGUCCGUUCUGGGGUUCAAGAGAUCGACGGCGUUUACUUCGAGAGCUUCACCGCGCUGGCAUGGAAGCAGGAGAAUCAGCGGCAGAGCGCGCUGAAAAACGCCGAGAUCUCGGCCGCCGAUCCUCCACCUCAAGAGGCAGAGCUCGGGAUAACCCCUAUCGAUUAUUCCAUCCCCCACAGCGAAAAAGACAAAUUGUACGUCGAGAUGCUCUACACAAUUGCCAAUACGGUUGGAGCUCCCGCUCCUGGUGGACAAUAUGCACACUACAAAGAAGAUCUGUAUUUAUAUGGUCAACGGGCAUUUGGUAUGCCUCCCGACAGGCAUUAUCGAAUGUUACACACAGCCGGAGAAGAAAAACCCCCCAUAGUCGUUUUGAGUGUGGUCGUCAUGGAAGCUGAGGGAUUAGAGGCCAAAGAUGCAAACGGUUUCAGCGACCCAUACUGUAUGUUGGGAAUUCAACCAAUGGCGGCCCCCUGCUCCCCUCAGCCACAUACCCCGAAUAGGACGCUCUCAGAUGCCUGUUUACCAGAAGGUCCAGGUAAUCACGAGAAGUUACGAAAACAUCACAGCUUCAAGCUGAGUUUCAAACGGAAGGACGGCAGGGUGAGGGAGCAGCGAGACAGUUUGGGUGGAGCGCUGCCUGCCAAGUUCAUAAGGGCCACUUCCGUCAAGCCUCACACCCUCAACCCCAAGUGGAACGAGAAAUUUCGAUUCGACAUUGACGACAUAAACGGCGAUUCCCUCCAUUUAGACAUAUGGGAUCAUGACGAUGAAAGUUCUGUCCUUGAAGCAGUGAGCAAACUGAACGAAGUGCGUGGAGUCCGUGGCUUAGGCAGAUUCUUCAAGCAGGUUUGCCAGUCUGCUCGUCAGAGCUCACAGGAUGAUUUCCUGGGAUGUGUAACUAUACCCCUUCAAGAAAUUCCAUCAACAGGGUUAGAAGGCUGGUUCAAACUUGAAGCGAGGUCACAAAGGAGUUCUGUACAAGGAAGAAUUCGUCUUAAGAUCUGGCUCUCAACGCGAGAGAACCAUGGUGCAUCAGACGAGGAUAACUGGAGCGAACUCAUGCAACACGAGGGUUUAUACAAAACUUUCGUGGAUUACGAACUUAGGAAUUGUACCCGGGAAACUUGGACUUGGAAUGGAGAUCUCCCAGGGCCUGCACUCACUAUUUUGCAUCAGCACGCUGUUCAAGGAGAUCUGUCGGAUCUACAGAUGGCAGCAGUUCGUUUCGUAGCAGCUUCUGGUAUUUACCUAAAGCAUUCCCUGAACCCUCGAUGGAUGUAUCAACUUCUGACAGAUAUCGAAAACUCCUGGCCUAAUUCCUCCUUAACAAGGGAGGAAGAGAUGUGGUUAGCAGAGAAAUUCACUGCAAUGCAAGAAAGAUGGUUGCAGCAAUUGCGGCAUCACAGGCAGCUCUUUCCUGCUCUCCACCCUCCAUCUUUAGCACGGUUAGAGUACAUUUUGAGGUGCCUGGCUUACCUGUCGAACAUGAAGUCAUUCUGGAAAUGCUGCCCCUUCAACAAAGAGAUCAGGGGAGAAAUUGUGGCCACACUCAGAAAAGGUACUCCGGAAUGGUUCAAUUGUUUGAAAUCGGUCGUGAUGCCAACUGAUGAAUACGACAACACGUUCGUAGAUUUCUGCACAGAAGUUUACGUCCAUUUGGAACAUGGACUGUCUCAUUAUCAUCCGUUAUUCGAAGGGACCAAUGGAAUACCGUAUUUCAGUGUGAUAUUCAAACAGAUCGAUAAACUCAUGUCAGACGAAGUUAUAACUUUCCUCAAUCAGAACGAGCAUCCAGACUUAGCCUACAGCCGUUUGAUAUUUUCGGUUUACCUUGAGGUGAAAGAUCUUGCUAGCUUCGGUCACAACUUGCCUUCGGGAGGGGAUCACAAACUUCUGCUGCCCAAGUGUCACGAAUGGUUCGAGCCAUCUGUCAGCUGUUGGUUGGACGUCUGCAAGGCUAAGGCUCUUCAAAGGGUUAGGGUAUCGGUAGAACUCCAAAAACCCUGCGAGGGCGAUAAGAUAGUCAAGCACAGUUCAUCGGCCGUAGACGUGGUAGCCAUGUUCUGUCAUCUGAGGGAUUUUUGGAGGUUGCUCCAGUGGCCUAAGGCGGUACAGUCAAUCUCCCUAUUAUCGCAACUUCUAGACUGCAUAUGCUCUGCAGCUUUACUCUACGCGGACAUCAUCUAUCAGGGUCUUAUGGAAACUGGAUAUUUCGACAGACUGGGGCCUUUCAGCGUAUGCGAAGACAUGUGCACGGCACUGAACAACUUAGAAUAUGUAUAUAAAUUUGUAUCGUUAUUAGAAAACUAUUUCGAUUUCGUCACUCUUGAAUCCAUAGCCAGCGAAUCCCAAUUUUUCACCCUGAAGAAUCAACUAGAAGGUACUUCGAGUCAAUUUCAACUGCGGAUGACGGAUAUCAUCCAGAGAGUGGGACCACAGAUGCAGGAAACGUUGAGGAAAACUAUGUUUCAUGUGGCUUGGUCGCCAGAUACUCUGCCUACCAAUCAGGCUGUGGAACCGCUUUUCGACUAUUUGCAUUCCCAUCUUCAGCUGCUGAAUUUGUAUCUGCUACCGCAAAAUUUUCAAAAAGUUCUAUUAGAGGUGUGGGAAUACACUCUAGCAGAACUGAGCCACCAAAUGGACACCGGAGCUACUAGCGACGACCUGCCUUCCACCUUUCACGAUAGACUCUACGGCGCCCUGGAAUUGAUGACCGAAUUUUUCUACAGCGACGGACAAGGUCUUUCCUUCGACAGCAUACAUUCCGAAAGCUUCUAUCGCAUCGAACAAAGACUGCAGUAUCAUCGUACCGAUACCGACAAACUUAUCGAAAAAUUCUACAACCAAAGAUUGGAAGAACAGAACACCAUCACCAGUAGUCCAUACGGUGUCCUUGCUGUGAGGGCUUACUUCAACCAUGACUCGCUCUGCGUCGAGGUCCUUCACGCCAGGGACAUAAUCCCUCUAGACCCCAACGGUUUCAGCGAUCCUUUCGUCAUAAUCGAACUGUUACCUCAUAAGAUAUUCCCGCACUGCAACGAACAACAGACGAACGUGCACAAGAAGACGCUGAACCCCAUCUUCGACGAGUGCUUCGAGUUCAGCGUGUCGCUGGACCAAUGUCGAUCCCAGGGGGCGAUGAUAGCCUUCACCGUCAUGGAUCACGACGUCCUUACGGCCAACGAUUUCGCAGGGGAAGCCUUUUUGGCCUUGGGAAGCAUACCAGGCAUAGCUGGCACUGGACCUGGAGUGGAUAAUUUCCACGGAUUGAAACCCGUGGAGUUGAUACUGAUGCAGCAACACCAAAGAAAUCACCCUAUAUUGCAGAUACUGGAAUCGAGAACUGGAGAUCGUCUGGCCUCUGAUUUCGUGAGAAAACAAAAGCUGAGGUUUGCGGUCAAAUAAAAUCCUAGCUAAUUAUAACCAAUCAAUACAAUAAUUAUCCUUCAUAAAAAUCGUCGACUGAUGUGAAUCUCGAAAAAAAAAUGAAAAUAUUUACGUGAAUCUAUCAGAAACGGUCCCUACACGAAUUCUCUUCGUUGGUGUUCAUUUCCGACAAUUUCUGAUAACACUAGGCAAUACGGAAUUUAUAUUAUGAAAGCGACAAUACGAAUUUGUUCUAAGGGAAAAAUAAUGAUAUGAAAUAUCCCCUAUAGGGUAGAUUUAACUAAGGGUAAGGGAAAACAUAACGAAUAAUCAUAAAACAACGCUAGUUAAAAAACAUUUUAUUCCCCUCCUGCCCACUUGUCCAUGCUUCGUAGUGUUUGCACAGGUCUGGCCUCAGAUGAGAGCGCUCGUAAGUAGAAGGUGUUUUGAAUGGUUCGUAUUAUCUAGUCUAGACGGAUUUUGGAUGAAGGAUUGAGAUGAGUAUCAAAUUAUCCUACCAGUUAAACCUAUGAAGCAUAGAGUUAUAUUGUUCAAUGAAAUUGAAGUGCUGAAGAAAAUCCUGCGUAGACGAAGGUAGUGAACAAUUUUUUGAAACUUCCCAAAGGCCUUUUUUAUAGUAUGUAUAUCUGAUGUGUGGAUAUAUUUUGGUGUGGAUAAUGAAAUACACCCUCUAAUUAGAUCCGCACCGACUUUUGGAAAUAAAAAAAUUAUACUUAAUUAAAAUCAAGACUUUCAAAAAGUCAUCGAUGAAAUUAAAACGUAAUGGCUAAAAAUAUGCUUUGUCAACGAGGCUCUUUGACAGCUGAGGCCCUUGAUCUAAAUAUUGCCCCCCUUGCCUAAUGUUAUCUAAUUUUGAUGGAACUUUUCGUAUGUUGUUGAUGAAACCUUAAUGGAUGUGACGCAGACCUCUUUUUGAAUAUCAUCACCAUAAAUCGAUCUUUCUUGGGAAAUAAUGGUUGUAAUUAGUGAGUAAACUAAAUCACCAAUGCUAUUUUUUCUACGUAAGGUCCACCUGGACUCUCAUUCCUAUUUCCAUUUUACUAUUGUAAAUAGAUUCAUAUUUUUAUAAGGCGGAUAAAUUGAAUACCCGAGAUAUCAGAUGAAUAGUGCGGAAUUCAGUUUAUUCGGGCAAAAAGUAUCUCAACACUACUGUAGUUAUUUUUAUACCUUGUGAUGCCUAACAACUGUUGUUUAUCGGGUUAAAUUUUGUGCUAAUCAAAAAUCUUCAGGAAUAUUGGGAAGAUAAAUAUUUAAAUAUUAUUUCGGGCAAAAUCACAAUCAUUGUAUCACGAUUUUCAUAACUGGCAUCUGUUGAUAGGUUUUUCACGAACUGAACGUUUGUUUCUUAAAGCGCUACCGAAACAUUUCUGCAUCAUUGUACCUCCUUCAGGAUUAUGUAUCAAUAUUCUUUUGAAAUGAAGAGAAUUACUUUCUUACGAGAGCCUGAUUGGACAUGCAGAAGAAAAAUUACAAUUCCUGUUUGAACAAUCAAAUAUACCUGAUUUUUAGUUCGAACUGAUAAUUAUACAUAAUACAGCACAAAACACAAGAUACAUAAGAUAUACAAUAACUAUUUUAUUGACAGUUCAAACUGACAAUUAUGUAUGCUAGUUCGAACAGGUGAUUAUAUAAUAUUUUUUCUUCAUCUCCAAUAGGCUAUUUUGUCAUUUUUUUCAUCACUAAUGAAGAAAAAUAUGUUAAUGUUUAUAAAUUUUUGAUUCGACUACAUAUUUCGAGCGUUUAGGGCCUGUACUUUCGGAUCUUUCGGUUUACUUGAAUAUCGGACGAUAAAUGGAUUUGUUAUUUGAUAGUAUUAUAUGUUUUGUUGCAUGCUAUUGUUGAAUUGGAAAAGUAUUAGAUUUUAAGGAACUGUUGAUUCUUUACAGUAUUGAAUAUUUUAUCUGACCUAAUUAUCGUAACAAUUUUGGACUGAAAUUUUGUUACAUCCUUCAUCAUAUUCCAAACAUUUAUAUGAUAUGAAUCGUCGUUGUAUAUAAGCUUGCUUUAGCGACUGUAAAAUUGAAAAAAUGAAACUGUCCAGAGUAUCCCCUGCAAGGUAUAAGACCUCUGAUCUACCUACUUUCCAAACAUAUCAUAAUGACUUUUCUCCACAGGGUGUGUUAUACUGAAAAAUUCUCCAAUCCUCUAAAGAUAUUUUUCUGCUAUAUUUAUCAUAGGAAUUGCAACGAAAGGUAUAUUUAUUAUGGAGAGACACCAGAAAAUGAUGACUAUUUUGUGAAUAUUGAAUUUAUCUUCAUACUUCAUAUCCACCAAGACGGGGCACUUGACCGUAUCCUUGAAAUUUAUUGCAAAUUGUUGAGUAUCAAAAGCAUCAAGAAGGGAUUUUUGGAUUGACUGUUUCGAAAAAAUAUCAUGAACUAACUAAAUGACAUACCCUUAUAACUUUCCAAUUCUCUGACAAAAAUUAGUCUUUUAUAUCACUUAUUUAUCAUAAUGUCCUUUGUCUCGUUUUUCAUUCUCAAAUUCGAACUAAUAAUAAUUUAGGUAAAAGUGGACCAACGUACAACGACAAACAUUCUUUGACAAUCCCAUAAAAAAUUUCACAAUCACCGAAUGAAAAGAACUGAUAUAAUUUGGAAUGAAUUUUCAAUUCGUCUGUGCCCUAUUGUGUUGUGAACAGGUUUUGAUCAUUUAGUAACCAUUUUCUCUUACAUGAAUUGAAAAAAAGAGGUAGAAGUCACCCUUGGAUUCUGAGAUAUGUCAUCAAAGUAUUUACUCGGAUUAGUACAUGAAAUAACUAAGGAAAAUUAAUAUUUCAAAGCUUAGCUACGUAAUGAUAUCUGACUCUCCAAAGGUGGCUUCUUUUUUUGUAAAUCUCUAUAUUAUCUCUUACUCUGAGAAAUUUAAAGUAUCACUGUUAUAUCAAUAAGCUUCAACUUCCAAGGCAAUCAGAUUCAAUCAUCACACACUUCAUCGAGCUUACUGUACUCUAUGUCAAUUGAAAUCAAACUAUGUAUUCCUUAUAGGAUUUUUUCUUUAUGUGAUAUACACCAUGUUAUAUGUAUUUGUCUGAAGAAUGCUAAUAAAUUAUUAUCAUCCG